CUAGGGGGCGCUCCAGUUGCAACCUGCAACUCGGGGGUCGGAAAGCACCGCGGUUUAACGGAACGUGGCAUUUCUACAAGGGGGCCGGGCGGAGAAACUGUGGAGGCUCCCAACCCCACAUCUGCAUCCACACGCCUCCCUCCGGAGAAACUGCGGAGAAUCUCCGGAGUCCAGUGCAUGUCCGAAAGCCGCAAUAUUGUCAGAAGGAUGUUCGGUGGAGGUCUUGCCCCGGGGCCCUCCUUGGUGGCUCAUCCGCCCAUGCACAGUGCCACUUCCCACAUAACCAGCAAAUCGGCCUGUGACGUGUAGAAUCGGCGGCGUGGCCACGGUUGCUGAGUGCCGGGCUGUCGGCUGCUGCGAGUCGGACUCCCCCGCUGGAGCUCUCCCUGUGGCUCGGCUCGGUCGGGUGUGUUUACCUCCCAGCCGCUGCUGUCCUGUGGCCGGCUGCCACACACACACACACACACACACACACGCGCACACACUCCGCCUUCCGCAGCCUCAACGAGCCCGAGAAACACCGAUGUAAGCGGCCUCGCCUCUCGUCCUUCGCGGGUUCCCUGCAGCGCCGUGUGUUGGUGACCCCGUGGCCGAGGUGGGUUCGACUUCUCUCCGUUAUCCUGUUGUACCGCUCACGAGCUCCGGCGGGCUAGCUAGCACAGCAACUACGGGCGCUAGCACCGUUAGCCUAGCCUGCCCUAGCUUAUCCCGUGAUGGAGGACCGUGAACAUGGCGCCCUCCAAAACAAACGAGCAGUCGUCAUGAAUAAGGAAAUUAUGUCACGUGUGGUGAAGAAGAGGCAGGCAGACCCCAAGGUGGUCCAGUAUGUGUGGGCGGCCAUUGAGGUCAUCCGCAACCAGAAACAAAUCGCAAAUAUGGACAGGAUCUCCAAGUACCUGAGUCGUGUUUUUAGUAUGCACCCUAAGGAGACUGCCAGACAGCUGAGCCUGGCUGUUAAGGACGGCCUGGUGGUGGAGACCCUCACGGUCGGCUGCAAGGGCUCAAAGGCCGGCAUUGAGCAGGAAGGAUACUGGCUACCGGGGGAGGAAAUGUCGAGUCCAUUCCCAAUGAAUCAGGAGCCGAAAGCCGAGGGAAGCAAGGACUGGGAGGCAGAAAGCCACGACUGGUACUGCUUCGAGUGUCACCUACCGGGCGACAUCCUCACGUGCGACAACUGCUUCCGAGUCUACCAUCUCAAGUGUCUGUCGGACGAGUGCAAGCCCAGAGAUGGAGGAUCGCACUGGCAGUGCGUCGCCUGCAGGGGCAGUAAAAAGAAGAACCUGAACAAACAGGACAUGUGUAAAUACCUGCGUUUCAUCGUCCAGCGUAUGAAGGAGAGGGCAGUGGACCUGAACAAGAAAGGCAAAGACAUUAAACAUCCCAUGUACAGACGGCUGAUCCACACUGCACUGGACGUCUCCAACAUCCAAGAGAACCUGUCUGAGGGAAAGUAUAAGAACUUUGAUGAGUUCAAAGCAGACGCUCAGCUGAUUGUUCACAACACUUCCAUCUUGUAUGGAGUUCACAGCGACCAGGCAGAGAUCGCACGGUUGCUCUUCAGCGACACAUGUCACGAGUUGAACGAGUUGUUGUUGUGUAAGAACUGCUUCUACCUGUCGAACGCCCGGCCCGACAACUGGUUCUGUUACCCCUGUAGCCCCAGUCAUGACCUGGUCUGGGCGAAGAUGAAGGGUUUUGGCUACUGGCCGGCCAAAGUACUGCAGCGGGAGGACAACCAGGUGGACGUGCGCUUCUUCGGACACCAGCACCAGAGAGCCUGGAUUCCUGCAGACAACAUACAGGACAUCAAGGUGAGUGUCCAGCAGCUGCAGGUGAAGCGCAGCAAUGGUUGGAAGAAGGCGUGCGAGGAGCUUGAGGUUUACCAGCGUUUCCUGAGGGAGGGACGCUACUGGAAAACAAAGAUGGAGGAAAGCAGCCUGCCACACCAGCCCCAUCAACAGAGCCAGCAGCAGCAGCAGCAGCAGCUGCAGGAAGAGGAGGAGGAGGAGGAGGACGAGGUGGAGGUGGAGGAGGACGAGGAGGAGGGCGGCGGUGGUGGUGGUGGUGGAGGCGGCGGCGGCGGCGGCGGCGCCGCGAGGUCCGAUAGACUGGAGCGGACAGACGAAGCCGAGUCGAGCAUCUCCUCCACGAGCAACGAGCAGGUCCGACAUCUCAAAAGCAGUCAGGAGCCAAAGGCGAAGAAAAGUCGUCGGUCUCAAAUGGUUGAGCCCAAAGAGGAAGCCAGUGUAAGUUUGUUUGUCAACAAUCCAACGGACCCGGAGCCCGAGAUGGAGGCAGUGAGCUCCAGCCAGGAGAUUCCCGUGUCCUCAGCGCCGCAGCAGCCUGAGAAGCUGUCGGUGUCGACGCAGACCAAGAAGGCCAGCGGAGGGUCGCCGCGCACGCUGCACCGCGGCACCCAGACCAACAGCGACGGCGCCUGCCAGAACAUGUGCCACGAGAAAUACACCAAGGUCUUCAACGACGUCAAAGAGAUGAUGAAGGCAGACAACAAGAGGGAAACGGAGAGGGUCGUCCGAGAAGCGCUGGAAAAGCUCCGAGCAGAGAUGGAAGAGGAGAAGCGUCAGGCGGUGACGAAGGCGGUGGCCGGAUCUCAAGCGGAGAUGGAGAGGAAGUGUAAGCAGGUGAAGGAGAAGUGUAAAGAGGAGCUGGUGGAGGAGGUGAAGAAGCUGGUGGCCCAACACAAACAGCUCAUCUCCCAGACCAAGAAGAAACAGUGGUGUUAUAACUGUGAGGAGGAGGCCAUGUACCACUGCUGCUGGAACACCUCGUACUGCUCCAUCAAGUGUCAGCAGGAGCACUGGCACGCCGACCACAAACGAACCUGCCGCCGGAAGAGAUGAGCGAUGAAGCCCCGCCCUCUCUGACCCCUGCACAGCUCGCCAAUGGCUCUCGCCCUCUCCGUCGCCUGUCAGUCAGUGUCUACAACACACACACCCACACACACCCCCCCCCACCCUCCUUCCUGCUUCUCUACUUGCCUUCCUGAAAACUUUGUGGACCCGAAUCUCUGCUUGGGACGAGCGAUUGGUUCUGUUUCUGUUAUUUAAUGUACCCAUUGUAUUGAUUUCUCUUCUCGUGAACAGAUCGUUGGAGAGUUCGGCUCAAACGAGCCCUGGUCUGACUUUUAUGCUUCUUUUGAGUUUUUAUUCUUUUCCUUUACUGAAGUGCUAAUUUUGAGCUUGUGUCAGAGAAUGUGUUAUUUAAGUGUGUAGUAACAGAUGAGCAUUAACAGAAGACAUUUUAUUACCUGAAUUUUUUAAAAGAGUCAUUUUUCUUACUGUAAAUGCAACAAAUACACACUGUCGAACCCCCCACUGUAAGUACUACCGCUGCAUUGACCGAGCUCUGCUUUCAUAGAGAAAACUUCCUGAAAAACUACAAAAAACUGCAUAAGGUGUCGACGUGUGGAUGCUCACUCUGUUUUUCUUUUCACGAGGCGCUUGUGGUGAAUAGCACCUUUUAUCAUUUCUACCUAAAAUCAAGGCUUAUUGGGAACAGGGUCAUGAGUUCGGCUUUAAAAGACGCCAGCAAAAAAUAUCUUCCAUGUAUUAUUAUUGAUAUUAUAAUUAAUAUUAUGCAAUUUUUCCUUCUUUUUUUUAACAGACACAUUUUAAUGAGUCAGGUAUUAAAAUUAAAUGUGAAAAAUCCUUUUUUUCGCUGCUCUAAAUUGGGAAAAUGUAGAACAAUCUUUCUUGAGCUGGAUCUUAGAGAGGUUCCAUGAUUUGACCGUUUUUCCACAUACUUUUUUGCACAUUUCAUUUUGUUGACAGCCCAAAUAUGUGUAACCCCCCCCCCCUCUCCCAGAAAAACCAGAAGACCUGGUGAGUCCUCCCGUCCCGGCUUUGCUUUGUAUAUUUUUCCGAGCGUCGUAAGUGUAAUUUUUAUAAUAUGAUAUACACUCGAAAUGCAUCUUUUCCUUUUUUUUAAUCUGACGUGUAAGUAAAGCUCCGAGACUCUUUCACUGCUCGUGCUGUCGUUGGUGGUCAGUGCCUGUUUCUCAUCUUCAUGCAUGUUGAUAGUUCCAUCGUCUUUUUUUCAUUCAUCGCGGUAAAAGAAAACAACAAAUAAAAAAUUAAGAAGACGGAUGGACCAAUAUAAAACAUUAUGCAAAUGUGAAUGAUCAAAUCAAUCUUUUCUAUUCUUCUCCCUGAGAUGGAGGUCGAUUGUUUAUACCUUUGGUGCUUGGAUUUUUUUUUUUUCCUUCCUCAAUGCGGCAAUAAAAUUGCCAGGUUUUGAUUUUUAGAAGUGCGACACUUUUAAAGUUUGACUGUUUCCUCAGUUAUGAAGAUUGACUGAACGGAGGAAAAAUAAUAAUUCACCUUCUCUGUACAGAUCCUUUUCUUUUUCUAAACCCGCUUUGGUUUGUGCUGCUGGUGACGUGUGGAGAAUAAAGCACCGUACAUGUUCACAUAGUGGGCAGAACCAGGCUUUUAUUUCUGGUUGUGUGGUAAAUGAAAAGUGAACUCUGAGUUAAGGUGGUAUACUUGUGCCGUGUGCCCAUUCUAUAGCACAUGCUAACUGUACGUUAUGAACUAUAUAUUGAUGUUGCUUUUCAUUCUGUACCAACAGGAAAUCAAAAUGCUCAAUAAAAACUAAACGAAGGCAAAACACCAUGAGCCUCCUGCGGGAACAUGUUUGAGUUUCUUACUUCAGCUUCCUGCGUCUGGGUUUCCCUGAUUAUACCACAUAAAAGGUAAAAAGACAAACUUUCCGCGUUGGGAGAUUGGAAUCCUGGUUUCACAGAUGCAGAAAGUUAAAGUCCAGACUUUUUAAGCAGAGUCAAAAGUGGAAUUAGAGCAGCGCCGGUGAUGCUGUGUCGCCUGUGGGUCGCCCCGGCUCUGAAAUUCAGGAAAAAGGGUUUGAUAUCAAAGUAAGAGAAUAUUGAAUUAUGGGCUGCAUGGCGACGAUGGACAAUUGACAAGUCCAGCCGCCAUCUCAGUUACACAGCUUUGAUUAUGGGAUAUUUCUAGCGGCAGAUUUCGUAUUUCUGGAGGCCGAAGGUGCGUGUGGAGUGUUGGGUUGAAUAAACGACGACGUGUGUGUGUGUGUGUGUGUUGAAAACAGACACACAACCAACCGCAGUGUUGUCGCAACAGCGCGACUCACGUGAUGCAACAGUGAAGCCCUGAUACGAUUCUGCAGGUUUUGGAAACACAGAAGUCUUUAAAGUAUUGGAGCGAACAAUGUGAUUAUUAUCGUUGGUCCCCUGUCGGAGAAUUUACUGUCACGACGCCUGAUUUCUAAACCUGGUCUUUUGUUUUGAAAUUCGUUUCGAGCGCAUCACUCUAACAUGUCAGCCGUCGUCGUGCCGUUCUGCCACCGUUUCACUUUUCUGAACGUUUUCUUCAUCUCAUGUUUUAUCACAGUUCUCCUCCGAGUUUCGGCAUCAAACGUUUUCUUUUCGUCGUCAUUGCACUACAUGUAAAUAAAAUGUCUCCGUCACAUGAUAUGUACAUUGUAAAUGAAUUCACAAAUAUUGGAUUUCAGCUGUUCUCUUCUGGAUGACUGUUAGUUUUAGUUUUGUACAAUGUACAACCGUAAUCAUGAGCUGUGUGUCAUUUUCAGCAUGUCUGUGUCUCAGUUUCUCUUUUUGUUAUUAUUUCAAACACCGUGAACCACACUGCACCUUCAACGUAUCCCAGUGAUUCAAUGUGUUGGUUUUUAACAUACUGUUGAAAACCAACUCAUAAGUGCAUGACACAUUUUACGUGACGCUGCGAAGCCGCUUCUCUUUUACUGUUUUUAUAUUCGUCCAUCCAGCCGUAAAGAUUUCAGUGAAUUUAGUUUGUUUUCCGCUAUGUGGAAAAGAAAAUUGAUGUCAUUCCAGUUUGUAUCUCUGGUUUUUAAACUGCAUGAGUAAAGGUGUGUAUCUGUGGCUCCUUAUUCUGUUUUCCCUCGUGUGAAGAAGAGAUUUUUGCACUUCCUCAGAGUAAUGCAAUAUGACAAUGAUGUUUUUUUUCAUUUUUUUGGGAAAUUCACUUAAGCUAAAUCACAUUUUCAAAUCGGUUUCAGCUUGAAACUUCAGCAAAUCAAUGACACGGUCGACCAGACCCAGACUUUUCACUGUUUCUAUUCCCUCAGUACGUGAUACGGUGUGAGUACUAUAUGAAAUCCUGCUUAUACCUACAGAGUAUAGUUACUUUUAACUGGAAUAAUUCUAGUUAAAACUUGGUUUGUCCUCAUCUCCUGGAGAUCAUGUUCUUCUGUUCUGUCCAUAUGUAAACUAUUAAUCGUGGCUUAACAUUUUCUAUGCUCCUGAUAUUUCUUUUUUGAUGCUGUAGCCAGCAAUAUGUAUAUAAAUAUAUUCUAUGUGCUAACAUGGAGGAAAUAAAUGUAUCAAAAAUGUC
Messenger RNA from Hippoglossus stenolepis (Pacific halibut), 6368 nucleotides. It is a transcript of the gene zmynd11, whose product is annotated as zinc finger, MYND-type containing 11. The record is from RefSeq and is a predicted model, not a curated record. The coding region runs from base 714 to 2861 and encodes 715 amino acids. The transcript has 16 exons. Gene Ontology annotation, molecular function: transcription corepressor activity; protein binding; DNA binding. Lineage: Eukaryota; Metazoa; Chordata; Actinopteri; Pleuronectiformes; Pleuronectidae. Gene Ontology annotation, biological process: regulation of transcription elongation by RNA polymerase II.